AUGCUGCCACUAGAAGAGUCUGUUCUGGUUUUAAACUUUCUGGACACCCUUCUGGUCACUACUGACAAUAUCCGACUGUGGACACAAAAAGAUCCCACCCUGGCAAAACCAAAACAGCUGACGGUGAUGGGGGAAGCAAAAGGGCCAUCACAACCAGGCUCAAAACCUUUCUGGACGCGGCGAGACCAGAUCACAGGAGAGCUCUCCUGGAAGCAAAGCUCAAAACCGAACAACAAAAUUCCUUUCAGUCCUGGAAUCCUUGCACCCCCACCUUCUCAACCCACUCUAAAUCCCCGUACCCUCGCCCGAGAGGGAGUGCAGCCUGCAUUCUGCUCAUAUCGGUCUGAGGACGGCUGUUACUCAGUGUUAACACAGUUACAUCAGCUUUCAACCGGGCUGUCCCUCCAUGAGGAAGAUGGACAGUCUGGACGUGACCUGCAGCAUUACCAAAGCCAGGCCAAACAAUUGUUCCGCAAGCUGAAUGAGCAGUCUCCCACACGCUGCACACUGCAAGCUGGAUCCAUGACCUUUCACUACGUCAUAGAAAAAGGUGUUUGCUAUCUGGUCUUAUGUGAGGCAGCAUACCCAAAGAAGUUGGCUUUUGGGUAUCUGGAGGACUUGCAGGCGGAGUUUGAUGAGCAACAUGGGAAGAGAGUACCGACAGUCUCUCGUCCUUACUCUUUCAUUGAAUUUGACACAUACAUCCAAAAAACAAAGAAAUCUUACAUCGACAGUCGAGCACGCAGGAACCUGGGUUCUAUAAACACUGAACUUCAGGAUGUGCAGCGAAUAAUGGUGGCGAAUAUCGAGGAGGUCUUACAGCGAGGAGAGGCACUGUCAGCUUUGGACAGCAAGGCCAGUAGCCUCUCCAACCUGUCGAAGAAGUACCGACAAGAUGCCAAGUAUUUGAAUAUGCGUUCAACCUACGCCAAGCUAGCAGCUGUUGCAGUCUUCUCAAUCAUGUUAAUCGUGUAUGUACGCUUCUGGUGGCUCUGAGAUUGACUGUCAUGCUGACCAGCGUUGAUUUGCUCUUGCUAUGUGUCAGUCCCCCUGUAAUGGCGUGCUCGAUCUAUGAGCACUCAUUACCAUUCCAAAAUCAUUAGUUUUUUGCUCAGUCAGUCACGUUGAAAGCUCCCUUUUUUUUUUUUGUUGUAAUUUGGAUGUGUGUGAUGGGUUGCCAAAGUUGGCUCUGUCAGAUUACAUUUCAUUCUGACUUGUCGAAAUGAAGAAUUCUUUCUUUCAUCCCAAUGCAUUCUGAUAUUACAAACUAUAGGUAAAACAAAUAGAAUCAUUAUAAAGAGCUAAAGUGGUGAAAAAUACUCUAUUAUUAAAUGCUCUGUAGAAAGAAUGAAUGGAAUGUCUGUGAUCUCUCUUCCUGUCUCUGUCCAUGACUCUUUACACACAAAUCCUGGGAAAGCUGCUGAGGAGGACCAGAUUACUGCCUGAAAAAUAUGAUUUGUGCUGUGACUGUGUAGAUAUCAACAGUGCUCUUAUAUUCAUUGAAUAAAAUCACUUAUGUUAA
This is a messenger RNA of Chiloscyllium plagiosum (whitespotted bambooshark), 1522 nucleotides long. The record is from RefSeq and is a predicted model, not a curated record. Lineage: Eukaryota; Metazoa; Chordata; Chondrichthyes; Orectolobiformes; Hemiscylliidae.